Messenger RNA from Verruconis gallopava, 1311 nucleotides. RefSeq lists its product as uncharacterized. Gene Ontology annotation, cellular component: mitochondrial large ribosomal subunit. The record is from RefSeq and is a predicted model, not a curated record. Gene Ontology annotation, molecular function: structural constituent of ribosome. Bases 36 to 1157 code for a protein of 373 amino acids. The transcript is spliced from 3 exons. NCBI's taxonomy places the organism in Eukaryota, Fungi, Ascomycota, Dothideomycetes, Venturiales, Sympoventuriaceae.
GAGAAACGGUUUCCUGAUCAUCUCCUCCGCAUGCCAUGAAGGGCUCACGCCAUGGUAUCAAGUCCCUAAUUGGUGGCAAUGGGAUACCACGCAACGGGCCAGUCUGCUCCUCGUGUCGCAACCAUGUUCUCCAGGCCAGACGUGCAUCGACAGCAGCUGCGGUAGCUCCGUCUGAGGAUGCUACCACCCCAAAGGCAGCGCCGCCCAGACAAUCGUACCAGAUCCGCGCCGGUGUGGUGCUGUCCCGGCCGCCGCAGAUCACGCGCGAUCUGACCCCCUUCGAGAAGGCCUUCUUCCUGUACCAGCGACGGCUCAAUGAGCGCCUCUCCCUGCCCGCAAUGCAAUACUUUUACUUCAGGCCCAACUCUCCCGCGAUGCUGGACUUCAAGCGCAAGCGACGAGCACGCGGCGGUGUCGCCGCCAGAGACAUUGGUGCGUACAAUCCGUACGACAAGACGGCCGGCUGGAACGACGAGCUGCUCAUGGGCGACCCAAUUUGCGAGCCAGAGCAUCAGGCCAAGGAGCUGAUCAAAGACUCGAUACCUCUGCCCAAGGACGACGAGACCGUCGAUGGGGAGGCCGGCGUGUCCCAGCAGCAGGACACGGUGCUGACUCUGAUGCCGCGGUGGACUGAGGCCGAUGAGAAGGGUGAUCAGCGAAGCCUGAACAGGCUUCUGCAGCGGACUUUGUAUCUGCUUGUGCGGAACAAGCAGGGUCAGUGGACAUUCCCUGAGGAUGUCCUAGUUGGCAGAGAGAGCCUUGCCAUGGCCGCGGAGCGAAUCCUCACGCAGUCCGGCGGAGUCAACAUGAACACCUUCAUCGUGGGCAACCACCCGGUCGGCCACCGAGUCGUCGAGUACCAGGCGCUUGCGGCUGAGCCAAAUCAGAAGAAGGGCGCCAAGGAAGCGCAGGAGGAGUCUGCCAAGCAGAAGAAGGAACUGCAAGAGCUUCGUGCAAAGUACAGCGCUCUUGUCGCCGCGGGAAACAUGGGCGAGAAGCUCUUCUUCAUGAAGGCGCGCAUCAUGGCCGGCCAGUUUGACCUGGCAGCAACCCAGAUGGGCAUCACAGACUUCAAAUGGCUGUCCAAAGAAGAGGUAGAGAAACAGGUCGACAGCUCAUAUUGGAGCAGCAUCAAGAACAUGCUGCCUACCAGGUAAAAGUGGAAGGUGAUUAUAAUGCUCCACUCAAAGCAUUUUGUUUUUAGCAUCGGGGUCGUGUACCAAUAUCGUGUGACUGUAUAGGAAGUGGAAAGUUUGUAUGAGGGGAAUCAAGAUAGAGGGAAAAAAAAUCAAACAGACGUUCAAGUGUACA